Messenger RNA from Athalia rosae (coleseed sawfly), 4174 nucleotides. RefSeq lists its product as uncharacterized. The transcript has 10 exons. Lineage: Eukaryota; Metazoa; Arthropoda; Insecta; Hymenoptera; Athaliidae. The coding region runs from base 145 to 2067 and encodes 640 amino acids. The record is from RefSeq and is a predicted model, not a curated record.
AGCAAAAUCGAGGAAAAAUCAUACAUAUUAAUCUGCACACGGAUUGUUAUAUAGGAUCAAAAUUUCAUUUUCGAAUCCCUAAAAUCUCUGAAAAUUGAUCCAUAAUUCACAACCGAACGUGCGGAUGAAAUAUUAAUCAGAAAAAUGACGGCGAAGACCUGGGUCUUGUUGUUUCUCGCGGGAUUUGCAUCGGCUCUCGGCCCACCGCCGCAUCGAACGGAUGAAGAUUCGCUCCGAAGCGCAUUGAAUGCGGUCACAAGAAAGCAAAGAUCGCUCGACGUUAGUCCUGAUGAAUAUUACAACGAUCUGCAUUCCUUCAAGUACUACGGAGGCCGAGACCGCGACAGAGACGACGACCUGGAAUUUUUACCAUACGAUAACGGUCAGAUGGAAACAAUCGGAGACGGUUUCCAGAAAGCCUUACCGAACAGUCAUUGGGGAGCGGAUGAUAAGCCGGAAAGAAAUUUGAACAAUAAAUUAUUCGAUAGAAUGCUGUUGGAUUAUUUAGGAAGUGAGACUAAUCAGGGAGAACCAGCGCCAUCCGCUUUCAGAGAGCGAGAACGUGGCGGAAGUCAAAAAAGAGGAUCGGGAAACGGCGCACGAUCGAGUGGAAUCAACGACAAUCAAUUGGCAAAGUUGUUCUUAGAAGAAAUUCAAGACGGAGCUGGUGCACCCUCGAAUCAAGUAGAACUUGACGACGAAGAGGAACUCGAUAACUUCAGACCUUGGUACAACAAACAGAGAGGCGAACCUGAAUCUAAUAAAGCUGAAGGCUACGAUAUAUUCAAUGGUCCAAUGUCUUGGAGUGGCACUUUCAGUAAACAAAAUAGUCAGAAGGAUCAGGAUCGAGAUUUACUUUAUUUAUUACCCGCAGCCGAACGCAGAAAUGUUAAUGGUAGAUUCCCUCUGGGAAGAGAAUAUAGAGAAGUAAGAAAACGGUAUCCCGUUGCUAAAAGAAGCCCCAAGCCGAUGCAACAGAAAAGACAAGUCACGGAUCCGAAGGUUGCUCAAGAUCUGGGAAAUUUGUUUGGCAAAAAAUCUACCGAUCACGAUCACGAUCACGAUCACGAUCACGAUCACGAUCACGAUCACGAUCAUCAACACGAACUCGAUCACGAUCAUGAACACGAUCAUGGACAUACUCAUUCUCACGAUCAUACAUCGGAAGCUCCGAACACAACAGCUCGUUCUAAAAGCGAUGAUGAGAAGGUUACUCAGCAGAAUAAACCGAGGGAACAUCCAAUCGAAAUAAAAAAGAAGAGCGUCGAUUGGUCUCAGUAUUUUGGAAUCGAUCGUAGAAAGAAAAAGGCGAGUUUAUUGGCACGCCCCGGUACUCAAGAUCAAGACGACGAAUGGCUACUGCAACAAUACUACAAGACAAUGGCUGAGAAUUUAAAACCAUCCGAACGUGUUUCAAGUAAGGAUAGUAUGGAGAAAAGGAAUAUGCUUCAACAAAUAGAUUCGAGAUUAAAAAGCCUUGAGGAUCUUAUAAUUGAGGAACCAUUGAUGUACACAGGCCCCCGUGAUGCAAUUGACGUACAAAAGGUUAAAGACAACAUAAUGGCCCGAGCAGCGGCAUCGUAUUCUUUAGAAAAAAUGAGACGAGCUUUGAGCGAGUUCCAAAAUGACGUGGCUCUCCAAAAGCAAGCUCAGAAACUAACGGCGACGCAAAACACUCUCACCACUGACUCGCCGAAUAACUCAAACGACGAUAAACGCAGCGGCAACAGUAUAAACAGUGAAGAAGAUGGCGACGAAGAAGCGAGCUGUCCCGAAAUUGAAAUCGUCGAAAGAAGAUGCAGAGCAGUUGAUAUGUGGCUUGGAAACAAAGCGCAAGUUUUCUAUCCCCUUUGCAUAAUGCAUCAAAUUUGCCGCGCCUGUGUCCAAGAGGAAAAUGAUGAUAAAUCUUGUGACAAGUUAUUCGCUUCGGCGUCGAGAACGUGUGACGGUCACGUAGGAUGUAUGCGAGCGGCACGAGUCGCAUAUAAUACAUUAUCCCAGUUACAACCACCUAUUGGAUCGCCGGGAUUAUGUCUUUGUGAAUUACAGGCUCAAAUGAGAAAGUAAUUUACAUCUAACCAUGGUGAGGCUAUCCCAUAAUUCGAAGAACGACCUUGGUAAUAAUGUUCGAUUUUAAACAAACCGUUAUAGUAAGCAGAAAAAAAAAAUAGUUGUAAAACAAAAUUCCAGAUCGUACUCAAAAUACUGAAAUGAAGUUAAAAAUCUAGUUCGGAAUGAAUAAAUGUGACAAGAGAAAAAAAUAGAGCACAAGGAACGAAAAAUUGAAACGACGAAAAAUUUACCAACCGCAUCUCUUCACGAAGUAUUUGCCAAUCUAAUAUAAUGUAAUACAUGUAUAUUAUGUAUAACUGUAUUCAAAAUCCUUCAAAAUGUAUAUGGCUAUGUCAAAAUUUAAACGAAUAGUUGUUGUUUGUUACAUAUACAUAUAUAUAUUAUAUACCAUAUGAAUGAAUAUAUAAAUUAUUCUGGGUAUGACUGAAUUUUUUUUUAUUAGUUAUUACAAAUUACAAAUGACUCUAACACUGAUUGAAUAUUGCAGUUGUUUUCUAUUCAAGAUUUAUUACUCUGGUAUGAAUAAUUUGGAAAUUUAAGGAUGUGAGGAGUCAUAUUUUUAUCGAGUGAAGAUAUAUUGUUGAAAAAAAAGUAUGCUCUCUCUACGAUAAUUCAGUAUGUUUUAAUCAUAUAUCUAUCUCAUGCGAAAGCGUGUUAAGUUGUACGGAAGGUGUUGUUAAGAUACUUCAGUUUAUGAAAGUAAUUUUUUAUUCCAAGAUUCUAAUUCGAUGCUUGGAAGUGGUGCUUUAAAUAAAAAAAACCAUGUAGCAUCGCAGUUUUGUGCAAAUUAUACGUUUGUUAUUUUUUUACUCCAUCUCUUCGAAGUCUAAAAACUGAGGCCUACAUAGUCUGAGUGAAAAUUUUCUUCAUGCUAUGUUAAAUAUUUAAUUUAGGAAUCGAUGGAAAGUAUACUAUUAUACAUUCAAAUCUAAAGGGCAAGAUGUAUGAUCUAUAUCUAUUUGCGAGACAGAAACUGUGAGAGUGUAUAAUUAGAUUUUUAUACCAAUUUGACGAAAGAUUAUAUUGAAAAAUAUUAUAAUUCAAAUAACAACUAUUUUCGAUCAACGAAGACAAUAAUUAAUUGGCAAGUUUUUUAAACUUGUAUGUAGCACGUUUAGUAGUGUAAUUAAUAUUGUAUGUAUAAGCUCUCAUUGGAAUCCACUUUUAAAAGACAACUUGAACAUAAAAAAAUAUACAUGUAUGUAUAAAUAAUCUGUUAUUUUAGUCAACGCGCUAAUUUUUACUAGAACCUGUAAAUUGGUCUUCUCGUGAUAGACAUAUAAUGAGGGUCUAGAAUUACGUUGAUUUAAAUAAUUCUUUGCGUAGGUACUCCGCGGGAACAGACAAUUUAUAAUAUUUUAAUAAACGUAAGGCGGUAUUUCAAAAUCAACGCAAAACUACACGGAUUGUACUUACAGCGUUUUAAUGCUUCGCAAAUAGAUGAAAUCAUAUGUUUUUAUGUUACCACAAAAAAAUAACGACUUGUCUCUCUGGCCGUCUUUAGACAUAUAAGUCGAUUAAUUCAUGCAUUAUAAUAUAUGAUACGUAUGUAUAUCUCUUAAAAUCUAACUGGUGCAUAUAAAAACAAAUUAUAAAAAUAAUACACACACAUAGAAUAUAGUAAUAGAUGUUGUUGAAUUAAUCAUUGAAAAAUGAAUAUCUUAUAUUUGAUUAAAUUAUGCAUUAUAUAAACGAGAGAGAUGCAUGAUAUUAUUAACAGGUAUACAGCCUGUUAUUAACAGGUAUACUGGUGUAUAGCCUGAGUACCAAAAGCAGUGGACUUUGAUAUAAUUCCUAAUUACUUUCUUUGGAUGCAUCAAAAGCUUAACCAACCAAAUAUAUGUAUUGGAAAUAUUUUCCUACGACUGAAAUACACCCAUCAAGGAGAUUAUGUGAGAUUUGGCUUCGUUUAUACAUAAAAAAAAACUAGAACGAAUUUUAACAAGAAAGUUCUGCAUUAUACUUAUAUUACGUUACAUUCAUAUUUGAAAAAAUUUAAUAUACAUAUAUUCUAUUUAUGUUAUAAUAUGUACGGUACGUACCCAUGUGACAUGUAUCUGCAAGCCUCCAUGUAUGGACAUAAUAAAUAUAUUUAAACAUA